This is a messenger RNA of Serpula lacrymans var. lacrymans S7.9, 2927 nucleotides long. Its product is annotated as DNA topoisomerase I. Gene Ontology annotation, biological process: DNA replication; DNA topological change; chromosome segregation. Bases 102 to 2768 code for a protein of 888 amino acids. Gene Ontology annotation, cellular component: nucleolus; chromosome. The record is from RefSeq and is a predicted model, not a curated record. Gene Ontology annotation, molecular function: DNA topoisomerase type I (single strand cut, ATP-independent) activity; DNA binding. The transcript is spliced from 11 exons. NCBI's taxonomy places the organism in Eukaryota, Fungi, Basidiomycota, Agaricomycetes, Boletales, Serpulaceae.
GCAGGAACAACCCUCUCUUCCAUCGUUCCAUCUUUCCCCCUCUUGGACCAACCUCCAGCUUGUUCUAAUAAUUAUUUCUGCGAGAAAUUGCAUUUUGAGCAAUGUCCAGCAAUGCUUUGACGUCGUCGGACGAUGAUAGGCCUCUUGACAAAAGAUAUCAGACUGGUCUCAACGGGCACGUCGUUACCAAUGGUAAUGGGAAUGUUGACGAUGAUUCAAGCGAUUCCGCAAUGAGCGAGGACGAUGACUUGCCCUUGUCUCAAACGGCUCGUCCAAAUGCAGGAGGCCGUCAACUGGCUGGGUCAUCGAAGCGGAAGAGACCCCAUAAUGUUGAAUCGUCUUCGAGUGAUGACGAUACUCCACUCGCAUCUUCACCAGCAAAGCAGUCCAAGUCGGCGGCAAUUUCAAUGCCAGGCGCAGUUGAGGCAACGGUACUUCCGCCACCACCUUCAAAAAUGGGUUUUGAUGGCAGUGAAACAUCAAAGAUAAAGGUGAAACGCAUGGCUCAGAAGUCAGCAGUACCUCCCAAGAAGAAGGUUAAGAAGGAGGAGACAGGACACAAAGAAGGUGGCGACGACGGCUCCUCAAGUGAGGAUGACGCUCCGAUUAUUAAGAAGGCAGCGAAGCGGAAAGCCAAAGUCAAAGUCGAGAGCGAAGCAGAGCCCUCUUCUGAGGAAGAGAAGCUAUCUGUUAAGAAGGCGCGCAAGAGAGCUUCCACUAAAAAAGUCAAGGAGGAAGAAGGGUCAGUUUCAGAGGCGCCCAAGGUUAAGAAAAAAGUGAAAGGAGAACCACAGGGCUCAGCAAAGAAAGUCAAGGGUAGCAAGAAGGAAGAACUGGACGAAGGCGAGGAAGUGUAUCGAUGGUGGGAAGCUCAGCAAGCCAACGGUGAUGGAGAGGAGAAAUGGCAAACACUUGAGCACAGUGGCGUUAUCUUCCCUCCCCCCUACGAGCCUCUCCCUUCACAUGUCAAAAUGAAGUACAACGGAAAACCUGUGGAUCUCGACCCUAUAGCAGAAGAGGUUGCUGGGUUUUAUGCAGCUAUGCUCGAAACUGAACAUGCUCAGGACAACACGUUCAAUAAAAAUUUCUUUGAAGAUUGGAAGAAAGUCCUAAAGGACGCACCUCCUCGCAAUAAGAUCAAAAUUACGAACUUUGAACAUUGUGAUUUCAGGCCAAUGUAUGAAUAUUUUGAGGGAGAAAAAGCAAAGAAAAAAGCAAUGACCACUGCAGAGAAGAAAGAGCUCAAGAAACAGAAAGAUGCAUAUGAGGAGAAAUAUGUGACGUGUGUUCUUGACGGCCGAAAAGAGAAAGUGGGGAACUUCAGAGUUGAACCUCCGGGUCUCUUUAGAGGUCGGGGUGACCAUCCGAAGAAGGGUGCUUUGAAGUUCCGAGUACGCCCGGAGGACAUAACCAUUAAUAUCGGCGCAGAGUCACACAUCCCCAUUCCAAAUAUGCCAGGUACAUGGAAGCAAAUUAUCCAUGACAAGACGGUCACUUGGCUUGCUAAUUGGGUUGAAAAUAUCAACGGAAAUCAUAAGUAUGUGUUCCUGGCGGCGGGUAGUUCUCUGAAAGGACAAAGCGACAUGUCUAAAUUCGAGAAAGCUCGGGAGUUGAAGAAACAUGUGGAUAGGAUACGUCAGGAUUAUAACGCAGACUUGAGGAGUAAGAUAAUGGCAGAUCGUCAGAGGGCAACAGCUAUGUAUUUCAUCGAUCGCUUAGCCCUUCGUGCCGGAAAUGAGAAAGGAGAAGAUGAAGCAGAUACUGUUGGUUGUUGUUCGCUUCGCUGUGAACAUGUCACCUUGGAAGCCCCGAAUUUCAUUAUAUUCGAUUUCCUGGGUAAAGAUUCAAUUCGAUACUACAACCGCGUUGCCGUGGAAUUUCAAGUUUUCAAGAAUAUCCGUUACUUCAAGGAAAACAAAGAAGAUAAUGACAAUUUGUUUGAUCGUGUUAACACGACGCUUCUCAACAAGCACCUGCAAUCAUACAUGAAGGGUUUGACCGCAAAAGUUUUCCGUACUUACAACGCAUCGAUCACAUUCCAGGAGCAGUUGGACGAAAGCACCCCCGAGAAUGCUACUGUGCAAGAGAAACUGAAUGCAUAUAACCACGCUAACCGCAUGGUAGCAAUUUUAUGUAACCAUCAACGCAGUGCUCCCAAAACACACGAGCAAUCUAUGGAGAAAAUGCGAGAUAGGCUUCGCUCGUUCAAAUAUGAACGUAUGAAACUACGUCACGUAUUGUUCAAUGCUGAUCCCAAAUACAAGAAAAAGAAGCCAUACGCCAACGAUGAAUCUGACUUGGAUGAUGACUGGAUUGAGCAACAUGAGGAAUCACUAAAGAACAAGGAUAUCGAAAAAGCUCAGAAAAAAUUCGCAAAGGACAACGAGAAGUUGGUAGAGGAGGGUAAGGCGCCCUUAGACGAAUCGGCAUUACAAGACAAAAUAGAUAGCAUAGAAGCUGACUACGAGAAGCUUGUCAGCGAGCGUGGGACAGAGAGAGCGACAUUGAAGAGAGAGCGGCCAAUAGAGAAGCUGGAAGAAAACAUCCAGAAACUAGACGAGAAGAUGAAGACCUUCAAGUUGCAGAUGGAUGAUCGGGAAGCAGGCAAGGAGGUUGCUUUGGGAACAAGUAAAAUCAACUACUUGGACCCACGGAUCACGGCGGCUUGGUGUAAAACCCACGACGUACCUAUAGAGAAGAUUUUCUCGAAGACACUACUUGUCAAAUUUCCAUGGGCAAUGGAGGUCGACAAUAACUGGAAAUUCUAACUGUCUAGUCUAGACUGCAUGGACUUGCUUGUCGAUAUAAAUUCAUUCACUACUAGUAUCUACCAGAGUCUUCCGUUGGACAGCGCAACACACUGCACUUUUAUUCUCUUUCGAUUUUGCAUGGCACUCCGGACGUUGUGCGAAGAGCAUGUAUGGAGG